Molecule: messenger RNA, 498 nt
Organism: Beta vulgaris subsp. vulgaris (sugar beet)
Lineage: Eukaryota; Viridiplantae; Streptophyta; Magnoliopsida; Caryophyllales; Amaranthaceae
Exons: 3
Coding region: 1-498 (165 amino acids)
Source: RefSeq, a predicted model, not a curated record
AUGGGUAGGCCUAGGAAAGACUCCCAAUCAUCAUCCCAACCACAACCAUCUGCUACAACUACUGUCACAGCAGAUCCCAGUAGGAUAGGGAGAGAUGGAAGGGUUAUCAGGGGUGGAAGAGGGUCAAGAGGUGGUGGUAAUAGAAGUGGAAGAGGAGAUGGGGAAGGAAGAGGUGGUGAAGGCAGAGGCAGAGGUGCUGGUUCAACUGUCACAGUAGCAACUAGUGGAAGAGGUGGUGAAGGCAGAGGCAGGGGUGCUGGUUCAACUGUCACAGCAGCAACUGGUGGAAGAGGUGGUGAAGACAGAGGCAGGGGAAGGGGAAGAGGUAGAGGUAGAGGAAGGGUACCUGUUGGUGUUGGUGUCUAUCAAGGGAUGGAUGGACAAGCCUAUAUUAAUGUUCCUGGACAGAGAGAAGGACCUAGAUCUAUCGUGGAUCCUUCAUUUUCAGGUUCAACUAACAUCACAUUAACACAACAAUCAGUUAAUGCUCCACACUAG